AUGGCACCCAAAUCAAUCUGGAGGCGGCCUGGGACGCAGCACUUCCAACUAGUACAUCGUUCGCAGAGAGACCCUCUUAUUCACGAUCCGGAAGCCAGCACUCAUGUAUUAAAGGGGUUUGAAAGAGAGAAUUUGGUGCGUAAAGGAAAGACUCGAGCGGACCUGGAGCAGACCCUGCCUUACGCUAAGUCUGAGCGAGCGAACAUUGGUGAAGCCGCCGAGCACGGUGUCUAUUUUGACGACACCGACUACGAUUAUAUGCAACACCUUCGUCCGAUAGGUAUGACCGCGGACGCCAUCCUGCUCGAGGCGCCCAAUAAGAGUAAGGGCAAAGCAAAGACCAAAGACAUCGUCACACUCCCUGGAGAAUCCUUGCCAUCUCAAAAGGAAUUAUCCCUUGCUGCUGCUCGGGAUGCUAUGCAAUCCGUACCGAGAGAGCUCGUCGGCUUUAAUCCAGACCUAGAUCAACAUCUCCGCCAGACUCUCGAGGCGCUGGAUGACGACGCAUUUGUUGGGAACAAUGACCGUUCUGGAGAAGAAGACCUCGACGAUCUGUUUGGAGAACUUUUGGUAGGAGGAGAACGAGAGGCCGGAGAGGCAGGCGAAUGGGAUGAUUGGGAGUUUCGGGAAGAAGGCAUUGAACAGCACACGGUUUCUGCUAAGAUGGACGGAUCUGAGCAUGCCGAAGAUGACUUGGUCUCCAGGGUAGCUGCCUUUAAGAAGGCGCAGGCAUUGGCAUUGGACGAGUCCCAAGAAGAUGAGCUAGAAGAUUCCGAAGGUGGAGAUACGAUCGGCAAGCUUCCUAGCCUCCCCCGAUAUCAGUCAUUGGAGGGAGGAGGAGAAGGAAAGGUGCUGGUAGCGAUGCAUCAGGUUUUAGCAUGUCAAGCUCUUCAAUUUUUAGAAACGAAGGGCUCCGAGGGCUUGAUGCGCAGUUUGAUCAUGGAGAUUCUGUACAACUCUGAUGAAGAUAUGCAAGAUUCUGACAGAGAUAACGAAACAAGUUUAUCGAAGGAUCUUACUGAAGAUGAUUCCGACGAAGCACCGGAACUCCUUGACACUAGAGAGGAUUUAGAGGGUAUGAUGGAUGAAUUUCUGGAAAAGUACGAACUGGUUGGGAAUAAGAUGCGGCCUGUGCUGGGUGGCAUUACUCCGGCCGAGAAACUGGCAGCGUUGCGUCACGCCUUGGUUGACGAUAUCAAUGGUGACGGAGGAGUACUUGCACGUGCAAUAAUUAAGAAGGGCAAGACACCCGAAACAGACCAAGACGAUUUGAUCCCCGAACCCUACGACAUAGAUGCAGGGUACGAGCAGGAUAGAUGGGACUGUGAGACGAUACUAUCAACGUACUCCAAUGUAGAGAACCACCCACGACUGAUCCUUGCGCGCGAUAAAAGGCCAGUGCCACGGAUACAGCUUCACCCUAAAACUGGACUUCCAUCUAUAACUGGAGACAAAGAUCAACGUGACGUAUCUUCUGUCCACGGGGCCGCCCAUCCUGGUACAACUGCAAGAGAAGAGGUCUUGGGCCAGGCCGCUGGCGAACUUGAGAAAUCUGCCAUGAAGGAAGCGUUUGCGACUGAAAGGAAAGUGCAACAACGCAAGGUAGCGAUGGGCCCAUCAAAUGUGAACAUCAGGAAGCUUUAA
Messenger RNA from Rhizoctonia solani, 1644 nucleotides. RefSeq lists its product as uncharacterized. Gene Ontology annotation, cellular component: preribosome, small subunit precursor; nucleus; cytosol. The coding region runs from base 1 to 1644 and encodes 547 amino acids. The record is from RefSeq and is a predicted model, not a curated record. The transcript is spliced from 6 exons. Gene Ontology annotation, biological process: ribosomal small subunit export from nucleus; ribosomal small subunit biogenesis. Lineage: Eukaryota; Fungi; Basidiomycota; Agaricomycetes; Cantharellales; Ceratobasidiaceae.